UGUGGCAGACACUGUCAGGCACGAAGGGAAUAAGUUACUGCGUCUCCAGCAAGACCGUUACCGGGCACAAACCUUGUUGUUCUUCUUGAUUAUCUGAACUCGGACGAACCGUUAUACACAGAGUGAACAUGACAUUAUUUUGUCAUCAACUUUUCAUCCUAUGGAUUGUUGUCACAGUGUUGUCUUUAUCUUUAGGGGCAGAGUCCAACACCCCGACUCCUGGCACACACGAAAGUCCUGGGCCCACAGAUACAUCCACCACCAUCUUAUCCACAAAGACCGCAGUCUCCACUGAACCCAGCUCCACCACCAUAGACCGAGCCACCACCACCCAAGACCUCUCAACUGUCCUCCCUAGCACUGAUGGCACUUCACCCACAACAGCAGCCGUCUCUACAACUAAAGAGGUCUCUACUACGACAGACCUGACCUCAACUUCUGAUACGACAGAGUCUACUGGAGCAGUCGGCACCACUACGACAGAAACAAGAACUAUCCCGUCGGUCAGCACAGCAGAGAUGACUUCCUCCCACAAGACCUCGGCGUACACUGUCACGUCCCCUGAGUCGACGGGAAAAGACAGUCAAUCUACAGACAGUGGCAUGACAACACCCACCACCACACCUGCCCUUAGCAGAGGGGUCUCUCUGUCUACCACGGAACAUGCCGGAACCUUUUCCUCUGUCACCACUGAGACAGGACGUACCUCAAACACAACUCCAGACAUUGUCCCAACCAGCAGUACCAAAGAGCCAGGCACACAUGAAACAACAGCCAUCAAUGCAGCUACCACAGAUACAGGUACCAAAGACAGUGAGACCACAGGUACAGGGAUCACAAAGUCCACCAUCCCACCAACUGGUCAGACCUCUCUCCCAGUAACAGAGGGUAGUACCCUGUCUUCAACACGCCCCUCCUCCACUACAAAGGGCCCUGAGACCUCUCUCCCAGUAUCACAUAGUACCUCGCCCUCUACCUCGACCACCGCCAAUACAGAGGGCUCCCAGGUCCCCACUACAAAGGGCCCUGAGACCUCUCUCCCAGUGACCGAUGGCGCCACGUCCUCAACCCCCACAGCUACCAUUACAGGGAGCCCUCAUACAGACAAAACCACUGGAACAGAGGGGAUUACCGAUUCUACAACCACAGCUGACACUCCAGCCUUGCCCCCCACCUCCGGCUCUUCCUCCAGCCCACCCUCUCCAGACUCAACCCAAACACCAGGCAGCAGCACUGAGGCCCCCAUAGACACCUCCACCACCACCCCUGCCCCCUCACCCACCAUCACACCUACAGGAGAAACCCCUGGACAACCAACUAGCAAAACUAGUGAGAGCCCACUUCCUCCUUUCCACACCUCCACCUCCCCCCCCGGUGGAAUCACCACCCAGCCAGAGUCAGCCAUCACUGCUACCCCGUCCCUGCCACCACCCAUCCCCAUAGUGUGUCCCUCCACUCCCUGUCCGUAUGAUAGCAUCUGUCUCAAUGGCACCUGCCAGUGUGUGUCUGGGACCUUCCUCUUAGAGGGCCGCUGUGUACAAGCCCAAGUGUUCUCUGGAGACCUGCAUCUCAACCAGACAUUUCAGGCUGAAAUGAGCAACCGGUCAUCAGUGAUAUUUCGGCAAACAGCAGCCAAGAUCUCAGAGGCACUGAGAACAGCCUUGGAAAACGAGUCUGGGUACAGCCAGACUGAUGUCGUGCUGCUGAGGCAAGGCAGUGUGAUUGCGACCGUGAACAACGUGUUUAAACUAGGCUCCAGUGCCACCCAGACUUCGACCAAUGGCGCUAUAGAGAGAGCCAUACAAGCCUGUGGGACAUGUGGGACUAUACUGGAAAGUGCUACAUUUACGGCCACUGACCUAUGUGAUCAGGCCCCCCUACCGUGUGAUGUCCACUCUACUACGUGCAAAUACAAAGAAGAUGGAGUGACCAGAUGCUUCUGUAAGGCUGGCUACAUCAACAGCUUCUACUCAAACCAAAGCUGCACAGCCUGUCCCAGUGGUCAAAGGUCAGAGGGAGACACAUGUGUGCCAUGCCCGUUUGGCUACGCUGGAUUCAACUGCGCUGACUCGGCUCUGUUGGCAGUGGUGGUCAUCGCCUGUGUACUGGGGGGAGUCCUUCUCAUCAUGCUGCUGGCCUUGUUUGCAUAUUGCUGCUGGUACCGGUCGCAGUCAGUGAAGAAGCCUUCAGCAGAGUUCAGCAGCCCGUACCCUGUGGAGAACAUCCAGGGCCCCUGGUCCACCACCCAGGGCAUCACCCCGAUCCCCCGGGCCAACACCAACUGGGCUUCAGCCCCCAUGGAGAUGACCGAAGGGGGCAGCACACACCACCUGGUCGACAUGAAGCCCCACACCAACGGAGCGGGAUUCCACAUCCUGCCUAAACGGGGGAAGAAGACCGGGUCGUAUGACCUGACCUCAGACAGCAUGAACACGUUCAAGGGGAAGAACCAGUCUCGCUACUCCUACCUGGUGCAGGGCCACGAGAACCCUUACUUCAUACCUGCAGAUGACAGGAGACCCGUAUGAGAACCACAGUGACGUCUGGAGAUAAGGGCCCGUAUUCACAAAGCGUCUCAGAGCAGAAAUGCUGAUCUAGGAUCAUUUUUGCCUUCUUUAAUCGCAAUGACCAAAAAGGGGAGACCGGAUCCUGAAUCAGCAAUCCUACUCUUAGAUGCUUUUUUAAUAUUUGCCGUUGAGAGGAGAGAAGAACGGGAUAGAGAGAGGAGGGAAGGCUACAGGGAAGAUGGGGGUGUGUAUCGGACAAAAAUGGCUGAAGAUCAAAUUGAGAAGUCACUGACUUCUAGUAACUCUGGGUAUAGGUACAUCUUCUCACUGUAUUUAUGUUGAACUAUGUAGAACUCUGUGUAUACCUUUUCAUCAGGAUGUUCGGAUAGAUGCCAUGUACUGUGUAGGACAUCUGUAGUAAUUUGUGGUUUACAAUCCUUCAUGGACUGGAAUCAUUCAUGGUUUAACGGCACAACUACAAGGGACUUGACACCAGGGUUUUAAAUAUGUUCUUCUUGAAUCCAUUAUCAAAAUCAGCUUUAUGAUUCACAACGAUCUGGGGUCAAACAUUCACUGACUUCCCAGGGAUUCACUUCAAUAAUUGACAGCACCAAAGAGGGUUGUGUUCGCUAUAAAUUCACGGUUUUACUUUUGAAAUGUUCCGUUCAUCUGAUCAUAGUCUUUAUCCUGUUCUGCAAUACAUAGAGAGGAUUCUGAACAAAAAAUAAAUGUCAUAUGUUUUAUUUGUGUCUAUUAUGCUGAGUUUAGACUGGCAGCCCAAAUCCUAUAAUUUUUUUCUCACUAAUUGGUAUUUUGAAAAAGAUCUGUGGUUGGUCAAAAGACCAAUUAGUGGGAAGAAAAAGGUCAGAAUUGGACUGCCUUAAACGCAGCCUUAUUAAAUGAAGACUGAGCUGAAUAUAGCUUGUUAUAGCCAGUAGGUGUCGCCAUUGUUCAGGGUCAAGCUUUUCAUGUUUUUUUCUCAGCAGUAUGCUGGUAAGGUUAGUUACCUGUAUGUCUAUGUCUUAUUGAAGAGAUUACUGAUAGAUUUUAUUGAAGAUUGGUCAUUCUGCAUUGUAGUGUCUGCGCUCUCACAAUCAACGUAGUAUUUGAAAGUGAUUAAUCCCUUGCUAAUUGCACUAAAUUAUGUAUUGCGUUUCACUAUAUGUGAUUUGUUUGGGUGGGGGGAAUCAUAGACACAUUCUCAGCAAGAGCUAAUUUAUUUUAGUAUUUUUACUUUAGGAUUGAAUGUGUUUUCAUGAGGAGAGCUGUGUGUAUGAAUGGCUGAAGGAGCUGGAUCCCUAGUUUAGGGGUUUAUACAGUAAAGGGAUAUUUUGUAUUAGUCUUGUCUGGAGCUGAUAGACCUACUCUACAGUCUAUUAGUUUGGCCUGGAGCUGAGUAGACCUACUCUACACUCUAUUAGUCUGGCCUGGAGCUUAGACCUACUCUACAGUCUAGUCUGGCCUGGAGCUGAGUAGACCGUCUCUACAGUCUAUAAGUCUGGCCUGGAGCUUAGACCUACUCUACAGUCUAGUCUGGCCUGGAGCUGAGUAGACCGACUCUACAGUCUAUAAGUCUGGCCUGGAGCUGAGUAGACCAACUCUACAGUCUAUUAGUCUGGUCUGGAGCUGAGUAGACCUACUCUACAGUUGAUAAGUCUGGCUUGGAGCUGAGUAGACCGACUCUGCAGUCUAUUAGUCUGGUCUGGAGCUGAGUAGACCUACUCUACAGUUGAUAAGUCUGGCCUGGAUCUGAGUAGACCAACUGCAGUCUAUUAGUCUGGCCUGGAGUGGAGUAGACCUACUCUACAGUCUAUUAGUCUGGCCUGGAGCUGAGUAGGCCUACAUUCUCUAUUAUUAGUACCUUCCCUGCUGAAGCUGUCUGCAUCUGCAAACGUGCCUGUUUCGAUCGGUCUUUUUGAAGAAUAGGAAAAUUAUGCAAAAAAAAAGCUCUCGACCAAGCUUGUUCUCGGAUGUGCCAAUUACCAUGUCUAUACAGUUCCGCAAAACUCUGAUGUAUCUGGAAGUCUUUCAUGUGUCUGUGUAUUUGUGAGUAUGUGUGUCAUGGAGACAGUGCACUAUUUUCUAAAUGUAUAUACAACUUUUGCAAAUGAAAUGUCUUACUGCAGAGAAUGUAAGUGCGAUGAAAAUAAAUACAUU
Salvelinus fontinalis (brook trout) is the source of this 4664-nucleotide messenger RNA. Its product is annotated as mucin-2-like. The transcript is spliced from 13 exons. The record is from RefSeq and is a predicted model, not a curated record. NCBI's taxonomy places the organism in Eukaryota, Metazoa, Chordata, Actinopteri, Salmoniformes, Salmonidae. Gene Ontology annotation, biological process: cell-cell junction assembly. Bases 129 to 2528 code for a protein of 799 amino acids.